AUGCAAAACAUUGUGAACACCCUCCUAGACACCGCAAGGCGAAGUUCUGAUGAAGUCUACAUUGGUUAUGACGUGGACACAACAUCGAACUACAGACUCAGACGGCUUUCUGGACAAAUCCAAACAUAUGAACAUUUCUACGCCAAAAAUCUCAACCAUGCAGACUGGCACUGUGUUUAUCUAUAUCUGGGCUAUUGGUAUCCAGGGAAAUGUGAUGUUCCCCGUUAUUUUCUAUGUAGUACCAUCCCAAAUCAAGCCCCUUCUGUUGCUAUGACGACGGAGAAAGCGAUAACCUCCGCCAUUGCUGCCAUGACAACAGAUACUAUCUCCUCCACACUACAAUCGUGUACGUGCCCAGUUGUACAACAUACGCCUACCAUCAGCUCCCCAGAAGAAGUGAACGCGAAAAUCGCAGAAAUUAAGAAGGAGUUAGAGGUAGAAAAAUCCUCACUGUCUUCGACCAUCCGUAGAAAAACAUCAGCAGACGAUUCACGACCUUCCGCCAAAACUUUCGGUUCCAUCGGAGUAAUCAUUAUUAUUCUCUUCCUUGGAGGAAUAUUUGCUUUGGAUUUUCCGUUUCUUGUCAUUGAACUAAAAAGAUUUGGAACAAAUUUGUUAAUAAUUGAAAAUAGAUUGUUUACCCAAUAG
Molecule: messenger RNA, 648 nt
Organism: Saccostrea cuccullata (small rock oyster)
Lineage: Eukaryota; Metazoa; Mollusca; Bivalvia; Ostreida; Ostreidae
Exons: 3
Coding region: 1-648 (215 amino acids)
Source: RefSeq, a predicted model, not a curated record